AUGACAAGACAUAUUAUUGAUGGUGGUUCAUGGAUAGGCAAGAAUGGUUUAAGGAAAACCCAUGGAAAAGCUAUUGCAGAAUACAUGCAACAAAACUCUGAUGGGAAAUUCCAUGAAACUUUGCUCAGUGGGUCCAGAGAAUUUGCAGACAACAAUAGUACAGAUUUGACCCCUGGAAGAAUAUUAAAAGACAAUACAUUUGCUCUAUUUAGGCAAAGCAAUGGACAUAUCAUCAUUGGAAUGGUGCUUUUUUCUAAAGUAUACCAUUUGUAUAUCGAAUAUCCAUCUGCACAUGCUGUUAACAACAAUUAUCAUCUAGCACUCAAAUAUGCUGAUGAUAUAUACACACCACUAGAUAAAUUGAAGGUUGUUUGUCUAUUAGACAUGCAUCUGAAAGUUGGCUGUAAAUAUGUUGUUAAUCUCAACAAAUUUGGUUCAUACUGGUCCUUCCUUUAUUCCUUUUAUUAA
Molecule: messenger RNA, 468 nt
Organism: Phycomyces blakesleeanus NRRL 1555(-)
Lineage: Eukaryota; Fungi; Mucoromycota; Mucoromycetes; Mucorales; Phycomycetaceae
Exons: 1
Coding region: 1-468 (155 amino acids)
Source: RefSeq, a predicted model, not a curated record